Actinia tenebrosa (Australian red waratah sea anemone) is the source of this 2461-nucleotide messenger RNA. Its product is annotated as uridine-cytidine kinase-like 1. Gene Ontology annotation, molecular function: ATP binding; kinase activity. The record is from RefSeq and is a predicted model, not a curated record. NCBI's taxonomy places the organism in Eukaryota, Metazoa, Cnidaria, Anthozoa, Actiniaria, Actiniidae.
AUUAAUUCCGUGACAUACACUUGCGUGACAGUGUCCCGAAUUACGGAACGCAUCAGCGGUAGAAAACUACUGAAGCAUGCGUAGCCGUCCACGUUGUGCAAAACAACAUGGCGGGCAGUUCGAAUGUAAAAGAACUCCAAAUAGACAUUCAAACUCGGUCUAUAUCUCCAAAUGGCGAUAGUUCUGGAAGCACAGAGAGCAUUGAAGAGCGGCCACACUUAACCCCUUCAUCUCCCAUGAAACCAAAGUCCAGCAAUGUAAUGGUCUUUCGAAGAAGCAAUAAAACUGUCUACACUGCUGGUCGUCCUCCAUGGUAUAACUCCCAAGGGCAGCUAAAGGAAGCAUUUGUCAUUGGACUUUGUGGAGGGAGUGCCUCGGGAAAGACAACAGUGGCAACAAACAUUAUAGAAGAGCUUGGAGUACCAUGGGUGAACAUGUUAUCGCUAGAUUCCUUUUACAAGGUCUUAACCAAAGAACAACAUGAACAAGCAAACAAUAAUGAAUAUAAUUUUGACCAUCCCGAUGCUUUUGACGCUACUCUUGCUUGUAAAGUUUUAAGAAGAUUAAAGAAAGGAAAAAGUGUGCAGAUUCCAGUUUAUGACUUUAAAAAUCACAGCCGAUCUACAGAAAGGAAAGAUUUAUAUGGAGCCAAUGUGAUUAUCUUUGAGGGGAUCAUGACAUUUGCCUACAAGGAGCUUAGAGAUUUAAUGGACUUGAAGGUGUUUGUUGACACAGAUCCUGACAUAAGACUAGCCAGAAGGUUAAAAAGGGAUAUAACAGAGAGGGGAAGAGAAUUAUCUGGAGUGUUACAUCAAUAUAACGCAUUUGUGAAGCCUUCAUUUGAUAAAUACAUAGCACCAACAGUCAACUAUGCAGAUAUUGUCGUCCCUCGAGGUGGAGAAAAUGAUGUAGCAAUCGACCUGAUAGUAAGGCAUGUCAAAACGCAGCUUGAACAGAGGGGUUUCAACUUCAGAUCCAGUUUAAUAUCAGCUCAUCAUGGCCAACCAUUACCGAAAAGCUUAAGCCUUGUCGAAAAUACACCCCAAGUACGAGGCCUACACACAAUAAUAAGAGACGAGAUGACAAGUCGAGAUGAUUUUAUAUUUUAUUCCAAAAGACUUAUGAGGAUCCUCAUUGAACAUGCCUUGUCGCUUCUUCCAUUUAAGCCACUAACUGUAACCACACCGGCCGGGAAUUCUUACGAUGGUAAAAAAUUCGCUGGCAAAAGGUUGUGCGGCGUCUCGAUACUGCGUGCUGGAGAAACACUAGAACCUGCUUUGGAGUCUGUCUGUAAGGAAAUUCGUAUUGGGAAAAUACUGAUCCAAACCAACGAUGAAACCGACGAACCAGAGCUUCAUUACCUUAGACUACCGCAAGAUAUCAGUGAAGAUCACGUGAUCCUGAUGGAUGCUACCAUAGCAACAGGUGCUGCAGCUCUUAUGGCCAUACGAGUUCUCUUGGAUCACGAAGUCAAGGAAGAAAACAUCCUUUUUGUUACACUCAUCGCUGCUGAAUCAGGAGUCCACACGAUUGCAUACGCCUACCCGAAGGUUAAAAUAGUAACGACAGCAGUUGAUCCAACGAUAAACUCACUCUACCACAUCAUUCCUGGAAUUGGAAACUUUGGUGAUCGGUAUUUUGGAACAGAAUACAAUUAACCUCAUACACUAAACUAAAAGAAAAUAUUAUAUUAUUGUUACCCGACAUGCAUCUUGCGUUCAUGUCAUGUGAUACAUGACGUCAUGACUGAUACCACGUGAACAUUCUUGGUUCAAAUUUAUCAGUGUUUGGUUUACUGUCAAGAAGUUGCCAUGAAGUGAUGCACAUUGAGAGGUGACUUGUAAAAGCGUAAAAUUAUCACAGCGAUAUAAACCCUAAACAUACAUUUACUGAUGACAUGCAGUCGUUAUCUCUGCUGGAUUACCCUAGGUCUCGCCUAAACCAACUCGAAGCAAACUAGAACCUCUGGAGUCCAAGGUACUGAUAAGAGGAACCAAAAACACUCUGCUAAAACACAGCUCUACCUACUACCAAAACCUCCACCCCCCCCCCCUUGUUACUCAGUGGUUGCGUGUGUGGUUUGGUUGAUAUGUUUCCUGUGUCUUCAGAUCAUUUCAGGGAAGACAAAUCUCUAUCAAACAACAUUGAUCAGUGGGAGCGUAAUAUUGUCUUCUGUGCAUGUAUGGAAAAGUCGGUUGCUUAGUAACUAAGAAAAAAAUCGAACAUAAUACAAGACCUUAAAGAAAAACUUAUUUUUUACGGUAUGAAAUUUAUUUUACAUUAAGUUUUUACAGUUAGCUAAUAACAUUACAGUAUCUUUCGUAAAGACUCGAAUAUUUAUAAAAAAUAACAUUAUUUUCUUUAAAACAAAUUGUCAAAUUUAUAUAAAUAACAUAAUAAUCAAGGUCUGAAUCUCAUAAAGUUUACUUUGGAAAUGAUAUUAAAAGAACAUUAAACUUUA